CGGGUCAUGUAAAUGAUCCUGCGUGAGGGGAGGGGGGGUGUUGUCACCGCCGCUGCUGCUGAGGGCGUAGCGGGCGGCAAACUGGCUGACUGAGGGGAGAUGGAGCGGGAUUUGCUCCGCCAGGCGCUCGGUUUCCACGGGCCGGCGUUACUCCCCCUGCUCCGGACCGAGCAGCACGACAAUCCAGACUUCCGAGGCCUCCUGCCGCCAGGGGGGCCCUGCCUGGAGACGCUGCCGCCAGCCAGGAAAGAGAGAGGAAUCGAUAAUAUUGAGAUACAACACUUCAUUGCAAAAAAAGCUGACCUCCUUUUUUCUAAUUCUUGGAAAACAAAUGUGCCAAUAACUACAGAAGCAAAUGAAGAGAAUGAAGAUUAUUAUGCUAUUAUGCCACCGUUGGAGCAGUUCAUGGAUAUUCCCAGUGCAGAGAGGAGAGAACUGUUUUUCCGAGAUAUUGAACGUGGGGACAUAGUGAUUGGAAGGAUUAGUUCUAUUCGUGAAUUCGGUUUUUUCAUGGUGCUGUACUGUCUGCGAAGUGGUGUCAUUCGGGAGAUCACGGAUUUAGAAAUCACUGCUCUUUGUCCAUUGAGAGAUGUGCCUUCCCAAAGCAGCCAUGGCGAUCCUUUAUCAUACUAUCAAGUUAGUGACCUUAUCCAAGCUGCAAUCAAGGAUAUUGAUCGCUACCAUGAAAAGCUCACAGUAUCGCUGCACAGCUCUGCUCUUUCUCCCAGCCUAGCAAGUACCAAAUUAGGAGUAAUCAGCUUGGAUGACUUGCCUCUACACUAUAGGAGAAGUGUUGAAAUAGCCAGUGGUUUGGAAACAUAUGAAAAAGUUUUGCAUCAUUCCUUGGGCUUUGCUAAUCCAGCAGUAGUUGAGUUUCUGGUAGGCAAACUAGGACUGAAUGAAUCCAGCCCGCCAUCCUUAAUGAGAGGUUUACAAAGCAAAAAUUUCAAUGAAGAGGAUUUUGCUAUUGCACUGAGGAAAAAACAAUCUGCCUCAUGGGCCUUAAAAUGUGUAAAGAUUGGUGUUGAUUAUUUUAAAGAGGGUCGUCAUGUGGAUGCUAUGAACGAAUACAACAAGGCAUUGGAAAUAGAUGCGAAAAAUGUUGAAGCUUUGGUGGCCCGUGGGGCACUGUAUGCAACAAAGGGAAGUUUAAAUAAAGCAAUUGAUGAUUUUGAAGUUGCCUUAGAAAACUGUCCAACACACAGAAAUGCCAGAAAAUAUCUGUGUCAAACGCUUGUUGAACGGGGAGGCCAGUUGGAAGAGGAAGAUAAGCUGUUGAAUGCUGAGAGUUACUACAAGAAGGCUUUAAACAUAGAUGAGACAUUUCAAGAAGCCGAAGAUGCCUUGUUGAAACUUCGUAAGCAGAUACAGAAAUCUCUGGAAAUGAGAGAGAAACAAGCUGCAAAAGAAGAGAGGCAAAAAGAGAAGAAAAUAGAAACAAGUGCAGAAAAACUGCGUAAGCUCUUAAAAGAAGAAAAAAGGUUGAAGAAGAGAAGAAAAAGGUCCACCUCUUCCUCCUCCUCCUGUGAUUCUUCAUCGGGUGAUUCUUCAUCAGCCUCCUCCUCCUCUUCCGAUAACAAAAAGCGCAAGAAAAGGAAUCGGAACCGGUCUGAAUCCUCACACAGCUCUAAAAAAUACGCAUCUAGGAGUUCUUCACAUCAGAGUAGGAAAGAUGACUGCUACUCUCCUCCAGCCAAUACCUCUGCGUCUUUUCUUAAUCAAAAGCAUGAAAUGGAGAAACUGCUAGAGAGGCAGGAGAGGUUAGCCUAUCAAAAGCCUGAGGUAAGAGACAGAGAAAGAGAUUACUCUCUAUCAAGGGCUUCUGCUGAUGAUGAAGAUCCUUAUGGAGGUAGGUCUGAAGAUUCCAGGGAUUCCUAUAGCAGUUCGAAGACACAGGCAAAUAGUUAUAAAACAGAAAAACAGGGUAAGUCAGACAGAGUUUCCUCUGAUAGGUGGGAUAGUGUAGGUUCCUAUCGCAGAAAGUCUGACGACAGGAACAAGACAAAUGAUUCAGUAAAGUUAGAACUGGGGAGGAAGGAACAUUACCGAAAGCACAGUCCAAGCCAAACAAAGUAUUCCACGUCUCCAACAGGGUCUGAUCACUCAACCAAAUCAGUUGAACACUACAAACGAUACACCAGCCGAUGGAUAAAUGAGCCUAGUAGGUACAAUGCUGACAAUAGACCUGACUUGGCAUUGAUUAAAAGUGAGAGAGAACCCAAGAGCAGGGAGAGAGAAACUACAACAACCAAGGAACUAGAUGAGGAAGCUGCACUCAACGGCAAAGGACAAUUGGAAAGUGGUGCUAGGAAACUGCCUCAGAACUUACUCAACAUAUUUAAUCAGAUUGCUGAAUUUGAAAGAGAAAAAGGAACUAAGCAGAAAAAUCAAUAAAUUAAGAAACAAGUUCAGUAUAGCUCAACUUCUAAUCACUUGACAAGUCUGUGCUCUUAACAGAAAAAAAUAGUUUUUUGUUCUUUUAUAAAUAUGCUUGUUAAAUGUUGAUUUAUGGAAUGCUGAAUAUGCAAGAAUUACAUCAUAUCUUUUUUGGGGGGGGAGUGACUUUCUUAUGCUGUUUAGGAUAUUAAGUGUUUGGCUGAAAAAUCCUUAGUUUAUGAUUAAUACAGCCACCUGUGCUAACUGGCAUCUAAAUUGCACUUUACAGAAAGAAUCUUUCCAAGGCAACAAUGACUGUUAAUGACUGUUACUUUAUAUUGUUAAUAUAACCAUAAACCAAACUGUUUUUAAUGUAUGUGCCAUCAGUGUACAUAGCCUGUCUUACUAUUAAAUUUUUUACAAAACUA
This is a messenger RNA of Elgaria multicarinata webbii, 2804 nucleotides long. It is a transcript of the gene TTC14, whose product is annotated as tetratricopeptide repeat domain 14. The record is from RefSeq and is a predicted model, not a curated record. The coding region runs from base 100 to 2394 and encodes 764 amino acids. The transcript has 12 exons. NCBI's taxonomy places the organism in Eukaryota, Metazoa, Chordata, Lepidosauria, Squamata, Anguidae. Gene Ontology annotation, molecular function: protein binding; nucleic acid binding.